Acipenser ruthenus (sterlet) is the source of this 777-nucleotide messenger RNA. RefSeq names its product RNA-binding protein 48-like. NCBI's taxonomy places the organism in Eukaryota, Metazoa, Chordata, Actinopteri, Acipenseriformes, Acipenseridae. The coding region runs from base 7 to 777 and encodes 256 amino acids. The transcript has 6 exons. The record is from RefSeq and is a predicted model, not a curated record. Gene Ontology annotation, molecular function: nucleic acid binding. Gene Ontology annotation, cellular component: nucleoplasm.
GGAAAAAUGGCAGCUUCCAGUUGGAAAACCCUAGAAGUUUGUAAACACCAUGAACAAAAAGAUGUGUGUUUUAGCAGAGCUAAAUAUAGAGAAAGGAGGCCCACAGCUGUUCGAGUUUACACCAUCAACCUGGAGUCCUGUUACCUGUUGAUUCCGGGUGUGCCAGCAGUAGGUGUUAUGACGGAAUUGGUUCAGCUUUUUGCAAUUUAUGGAGCUGUUGAAGAAUACCGUGUAUUAGAUGAUUACCCUGCAGAAUGGGGCAGCAGUUUCACAGAAGUGUACCUCAUUAAAUUCCAGAAUCUACAGAGUGCAAGAAUUGCCAAGCGGAAACUGGAUGAAAGGAGCUUCUUUGGUGGAUUGCUUCACGUGUGCUAUGCUCCAGAAUUUGAAACCGUGCAGGACACAAGAGAAAAAAUAAAAACUUGUAUAAAACAGCAGAAAUAUGUGGAACCUGAUACAUCAAAGGAAGUUGUUAACAAUUUGCAAAAAGAGACCACAGAAAUCGAGACAGAAAGGUCCCCUCCCAGUGAUAGGAGGAAAUAUCAUGGGUCCAAGGAAGCAUCGUUCACAAUGACUAACACUUCUGUUGCCAGAUUUAUCCCAAGGACUACGCAUUUGCAAGACAGGAAAAGAAGAAAGGAACAAGUAGCUGUAGAUUCACUGAUUGGAAUUGACAAAAACGACGCAGAAAUAUUUGUAGGUCCAAAAUUACCAGAAGAACCCAAGGUGGAUGAUUCGCUAAACAUGUCAGUCGAUUUCAUUAGAAACAGAUUAUGA